This is a messenger RNA of Cyclopterus lumpus (lumpfish), 1265 nucleotides long. RefSeq names its product interleukin 17c (gene il17c). NCBI's taxonomy places the organism in Eukaryota, Metazoa, Chordata, Actinopteri, Perciformes, Cyclopteridae. Gene Ontology annotation, molecular function: cytokine activity. Gene Ontology annotation, cellular component: extracellular region. The transcript has 3 exons. Bases 140 to 697 code for a protein of 185 amino acids. The record is from RefSeq and is a predicted model, not a curated record. Gene Ontology annotation, biological process: inflammatory response.
GACCAGCCCUCACACCUACCUGUUGGGCUCCUUUCACUUCGGAAAGAGGAAGUCCAGGAACUAAAUAGCAUUUCCAUUUCCUCAUGCUGCCGGUUUUUCCCACCUGUGCACCGGCUCAAUAAAUAGAGACUCUGCGAGGAUGGAGGCAGGUAAAAGAGAAGCAGAGCCUCUCGUUCACAGUCAGAGAGAGAGACAGAAGAUGGACAUGAAGCAGAUUCUCAUCGUUGGGCUUUGUCUCGUGCCCGUGUGGGCGUGCAAGAUGAACCGGUGCUAUGAUGACAGCGAGCUGGUGGAGGCCGCGCAGAAGAAGCUGAGGAGCCACUACCCGCAGCCUCUGGAGCUUGCAACGCCGCAGCCCGACUCAGAAGCCUCUUGCCCGGUGGCGCUUUUCCCGCAGCAGGCGCCGGAGCACAUCAGAGACAGGUCCCUGUCCCCCUGGAGAUACGUACUUGUAACAAAGAAGGAUCACUUCCCUUCCUCCUAUGUCGAGGCCCAGUGCCUGUGUUCAGGGUGCAUCCUGAUCCAGGGCAACAGGCCCCCAGUGGAGAGCCACAACUACAACUCGUACCCCGUCAUUCAGAGCCGGGUGUUUCUCAAGAAGGAGCUCUGCGGCGACAAGAAGACGUACUAUCUGAAGCCAGUUGCUGUGAAAGUCGCCGUGGGCUGCACCUGCACCAGAGCCAACAGCUACACCUAGAAGAGGUCCAUCCAGACCAGCUGACACGGAGGCCCGCUACAGUUCAUGUGGUGUUGUUUUCAAAUGAGUCUUCUGGAAGUCCAACUUUGGUCCAGCUGAUGGAAGUUUGACUUGGACUGAUGACACAGACCUGGGAUCAUUAAUGAGGCUCUAAAAGUUGAAGUUUAAAAGUUUUUCGAAUCCUAUUUAUUGUCAUAAUUUAUAUAUUUAUAAUGUUUUUGUAGGAUUUGUUUACAGCUCUGCCUAGUGCAGCUAAUGUAAACAUGGUGUUCACCAUGUAUCUUUCCAUAUUGAUGGCCUUGUCAUCAGAGAAAAUAACUAUUGUAUAGUUUAGUAAAAUGAUCAUUUAACCACGUCUGAUAUUUGAAUAUUUAUAUAUUUAUUUGAUCUGUUUUGCAUGUGACAUGUUUGAGCAUUUGAAAUAUCUAGAAUGCUAAUGAGUGGAUGAAGACAACUGUAUUUACCUAUGUUGAAUAUCUUCAAGGUUUUGUCCCAGUGGGACUUAAUACGUCUGAUAAAGACAAAAGGUUCAGCUUUUUUUAAGCCAAAUAAAGAAACAUUAUUUCAA